AUGGAUACAAAUAUUGGGGUCCUCGAGAAUGCUGUCAUACAGGUGGUGGUCGAGAGUGUUACGCCAGAUAUGAUUGUAGUGUCAUACACUGCCAUAAAUGGGUCUGUUUACCAAGGCAUACUGUUGAACAAUGUCAAAAGACGUUUUCCAUGUGGAAGUGUUCCUAUGACAAAACCUCCACUAUCGCCCAGAAAUUUAAAGACUGAAUCUGAUAAUGACAUUUUAUAUUCUGUAAGUCAACGUUUUACCUAUUUCCAAAACACCCCCAACACAUUAAAAAAAAUUCCCAGUAAAACUAAAAAAGUGAGAAAACCCAUGACUGUUCGUCUAAGACCUCGUCAAGUUCUAUGUUCAAAAUGUAAAUCAAAUUGUACUGAAAAUUCAGAUAAUGUUGAAACCUCUAAAGAUCUUGUUAAAAAUGAAAAUAAUACAAUUCCUGAAAAGAGAUUAUUACGAAGUCAUGGACCUGUUCCAGAGUUUCCUAUAAAACCAUCAGAUUCUGUAUCAACUGUAUCUCAAGUUAAAUCUAUGUGCCGUACCUUGAUACCUAAACUUGUAAAAAUUAAAUCAAGAGAAAUAACAGAGGCACUUAAUAAUUAUUCAACAUUCACUGAACUAGAUGAAUGGGUAGGUAACAAAAAAGACUGUGAAGAUGACUGUGAUAUUGAAGAAAAAAUGGUGUUAAGAAAAAAACCUAGCAUUGGAUCGAUGGAAGAUCUAUGGGAUGAAACAGCGUUUGAAGAAACUAAAAAAACACCAAUAAUAAAAAUAACAUUUGGAUCUCAAGGUGAAGGUACAGUUAUGGAAAUACCAUCUCGUCAAGCUGAUGGAGAUAGUGAACCAGAUAAACUCUUGCGUAAAAGAGCAAAACGUAGAAGACAAGAUGGAGAAAAAAGAAAAAAACAUAAGAAAAGACAUAAAGAACAUGAGGAUGAUUUAGAAAUGAAUAAUUUCUCAAUACAUUUAAAUAAUUUUAAUUCUAAAGAGGAAUAUUGUGCAAGAAAAGAAACUAAUAGUUCUGAAUCAAUUAAUAAUGUAAAUGGUCAACACUCUGAUGAUGAUAUUGAAUCAAAUAGUUCACCUGAACUUGUAAUGCCUCAGAUAGAAUCAUCAGACUCUAAUUCCAUUUUUGUAUUGAAAUCGGGUAAAAUUCUACACGAAGGCGAUGUUGUUUGGGGAAAAGUAAAAGGAUUUCCUUGGUGGCCAGCAAAGGUAUCAAAUUUUACUACAAGUAAUGGUGAAGAAAAUGGGUCAUUUGUUAAUGUCACUUGGUUUGGUUCUUCUACUACAUCUUUUCUUAAUUGCGAUCAGAUAAAUCCAUUUUUAGAUUUUUACAAGUCUCGAUUUAACAAACACAAGAAAACAAGUAGUUAUAAAGAAGCUAUCAAACAAGCAAUGGCUAUAGCGAAACAACAGCAAAAUACAACCAAUCAAAAUAUCAGUUGA
Molecule: messenger RNA, 1446 nt
Organism: Macrosiphum euphorbiae (potato aphid)
Lineage: Eukaryota; Metazoa; Arthropoda; Insecta; Hemiptera; Aphididae
Source: the annotation of a GenBank genome assembly